Anguilla rostrata (American eel) is the source of this 2881-nucleotide messenger RNA. RefSeq names its product transmembrane 9 superfamily member 2-like. Gene Ontology annotation, cellular component: membrane. The coding region runs from base 160 to 2118 and encodes 652 amino acids. The transcript has 17 exons. The record is from RefSeq and is a predicted model, not a curated record. Gene Ontology annotation, biological process: protein localization to membrane. NCBI's taxonomy places the organism in Eukaryota, Metazoa, Chordata, Actinopteri, Anguilliformes, Anguillidae.
CAGGUAAUGUUACUGUAGUGUGUCCUUUCCUUUCUCACUGAGGACCGUAGUGGGUAAAGUAAGUUAACUGGGUCGCAAGCGGCGGAACUAAGAAAGUAUUUGAAGGGGAGGAUUCAAAUCAUAAAAGAUACCUAGCAAAUGAAGUAAUAUUUUUAAACAAUGAUGAAAGCACAGACAGCUCCUGUUUUUAUAUUUACGUGGACAUUAGUAAUAUUUCACUGUUGCUACUGUUUCUACCUUCCGGGUUUGGCUCCUGUAAGUUUUUGUGAAGAAGGGAAAAACAGCGCUGACUGCCAGUCUACCAUUCAACUGUUUGUGAAUCGCCUGGACUCUGUGGAGUCCAUUCUCCCUUAUGAAUAUGAUGCCUUUGAUUUUUGCCAAGAUGAUCAGGAGCAAAGGCCAUCUGAAAACCUUGGCCAGGUGUUGUUCGGAGAGAGAAUUGAGUCAUCCCCUUAUAAGUUUUCUUUCAUGAAAGCGCAGACCUGUCAGAAGGUGUGCAGCAGGACCUAUGAUCCGAGCAAGAAAGAAGAAAGGAAGAAGCUGAAUUUCCUUAAGAAAGGGAUGCAGCUGAACUACCAGCAUCACUGGAUUGUUGACAACAUGCCUGUGACUUGGUGCUAUGAAGUGGAAGAUGGGCUAAAAUACUGCAAUCCAGGGUUUCCUAUUGGCUGCCUCGUGACUGAAAGCGGUCAGCCGAAAGAUGCCUGCGUUAUCAACUCGCACUUCAACAAGCCAAACACGUUCUACAUCUUCAACCACGUGGACAUCACCUUGACAUACCACAGAGGAGAGGGGGAGGGCUGGACCGGGGCUCGCCUGGUGGGAGCCACUCUGGAGCCCAGGAGUUACAAUCAUGGUGCUAAAAUGAAAUGCAAUGGUGAACCCAUGGGCAUACCAUCAAAAUCGGAAAAGCCAGAAAAGAUCCAGCUAACUUACUCCUACUCCGUCAAAUUUGUGGAGAACAAUGACAUCAAAUGGGCAUCGAGAUGGGAUUAUAUUUUGAUUUCCAUGCCUCACACCAACAUCCAGUGGUUUAGCAUUAUGAACUCCCUGGUCAUCGUGCUCUUCCUGUCUGGCAUGGUGGCCAUGAUUCUGCUGAGGACACUGCACAAGGACAUCUCCAGAUACAACCAGACAGACCAGGAAGAGGCCCAGGAGGAGUCUGGGUGGAAGCAGGUGCACGGCGACGUGUUCAGAGCCCCCAGGAAAGGAAUGCUGCUGUCUGUAUUCCUGGGGCAGGGAACUCAGAUCUUCAUCAUGACCUUCAUGACUCUCUUUCUGGCAUGUCUUGGCUUCCUGUCUCCCGCCAACAGAGGCGCCCUGAUGACGUGCGCGGUGGUCCUGUGGGUGUUGCUAGGCACCCCGGCGGGCUACGUGUCCGCCCGGAUGUACAAGACGUUUGGAGGUGAGAAGUGGAAGACCAAUGUGCUGCUGACAGCUCUGCUGUGCCCGGGCAUAGUGUUCACGGACUUCUUCCUGAUGAACCUGAUCCUGUGGGUGGAGGGCUCGUCGGCGGCGGUCCCCUUCGGCACCCUGGUGGCCGUCCUGGCGCUGUGGUUCGGCAUCUCGGUGCCGCUCACCUUCCUCGGGGCGUACUUCGGCUUUAAGAAUGAGCCAGUUGAGAGUCCCGUGAGGACGAACCAGAUCCCCCGUCAGAUCCCACAGCAGCAGUUCUUCACUAAGGCCAUUCCCGGGAUCAUCAUGGGCGGAGUCCUUCCCUUCGGCUGCAUCUUCAUCCAGCUCUUCUUCAUCCUCAACAGCAUCUGGUCUCACCAGAUGUACUACAUGUUUGGCUUCUUGUUUCUGGUCUUCAUCAUCCUCAUCAUCACCUGCUCCGAAGCCACCGUCUUGCUGUGCUACUUUCACCUGUGUGCAGAGGACUAUCACUGGUGGUGGCGCUCCUUCCUCACCAGCGGCUUCACCGCGGUCUACCUCUUCAUCUACGCCGUCCAUUACUUCGUCUCCAAGCUGCAGAUCGUGGGGAUAGCCAGCACCAUUCUCUACUUCGGCUACACCCUCAUCAUGGUGCUCAUAUUCUUCCUCUUCACCGGUACCAUCGGCUUCUUCACCUGCUUCUUGUUCGUGCACAAAAUCUACAGCGUGCUCAAGGUGGACUAAAGGCUGGAGUCUCUUUGCUGGGGCGUGUUUGCGGGCAACACAAACGGAUGAAGGGGAGAGAUUUACACUACAUCAGCAGGCCUGGAAGAGAUGACAGAACGGACCAUCCAGGCCUUUCAAACCAGCGAAGGCUCGGAAGCCAUAUUCUGUGAGACCGAAGAGCAAACGUAUUAUUUUAUAGUGCCAUUACUAAUCGGUUUGGUGCCAAAACAGGCUACGAGAAUCCAAAGAUGCUGUGUCUUCCAGUGCUUCGUCCAAUGGGGAGAGUUUUAUUCCUACUGCUAGGUACUUUUUUUUUAUUUGGGAGGUGAACUCAUGACAGGCUAACUAUUGUGAAAAAUAUAUUUAUACAUCAGGUUGAAAUGGAUUUAAUAUAUGUAUAUUCUAGCAGUGAAAGAGCUGAUGAUUGUACUGAUGAUAUUGAGUUUGUAUUGAACACUGUCUGACCACUACUUUUUCUUUAUAUUCUUAAGAAAGUCCUGUUUGUUUACUUUAAAAAAAAAACUUGAAUAUGCAGACACUGAAUUCAAUGAAUGUCUGCUUCUGGAAUUGUGUGAAAAAAAAUCUACAGAUAUUUCAUUUUUUGUUUCUAAUUUUUCUAUCUUUCUUUUGGGGUAGAGGAGAUGGGAGGUAAGAAGAAUCUUGCACAUAAUGGGUUGAAUUUUAUUAAACCAUACCAGUGCCAUCAUAUCAAAUUAGUUGCAAUAUUCGUAUUUUAUUGAAUUUAUUUUGUUCUUAUAAAUUAAACAGUUGGUCAUGGGUA